This is a messenger RNA of Lotus japonicus, 1550 nucleotides long. RefSeq names its product cytochrome b561 and DOMON domain-containing protein At4g12980-like. The record is from RefSeq and is a predicted model, not a curated record. NCBI's taxonomy places the organism in Eukaryota, Viridiplantae, Streptophyta, Magnoliopsida, Fabales, Fabaceae. The coding region runs from base 195 to 1433 and encodes 412 amino acids. The transcript is spliced from 3 exons.
GUGCAAGUUAUAGCAGGUUUGGUUUGGAAGUACCACAUAAGCUAUCUGAGUUCAACGCAUUUACAAGAUAUAACACAACUUGCUGUUCUAUAGUAAAAGCUUUGGUGUCCAGAAGAAAUUCACUUCUUCAGCUCUAUAUAUACAAUUUUUUACCAUCAUAAAAGACCAAACUCACCAAAGAGAUAAAAUAGAACAUGAAUAGCCAACAAAGCACUCCCUCUUCUACGUUACCAUUAUUAGCCAUUGUGAUCUCAACCUUUCUAUCCCUUAUUCCCAAUACUGUCAAUGCUUCAUGCAGCCAUGAGUUUUCUGAACUUGUCCACCAGAAAAACAUCUCAUAUUGCAAGACACUGCACACUCUAGAUGCUGAGUUUGGCUGGAAAUACCAGAAUUUCACCAACUUCAUCACACUUGAAAUCUUGUUUAGUGCCAAGCUCAACAAACCAGAAGGGUGGAUAGCAUGGGGGGUGAAUCCAGGUAAAAGGGCAGAGAUGACUGGAACCAAAGCUCUCAUAGGCAUCAAACAUCCCGACACGCCGUUGAGAGCAGACACUUACGAUAUCACCAAGGAAAUCGUAACUGGUUGCCAUCUUCUACCAUCAAAAAUUAGUGAAUUGCAAGUGUCCAAUUUGUCGAUGCAAUAUGAAGGGUCCAAUUUAUACACCAUGUAUGCAAGAUUGGUUCUUCCUUCUGAUCUGUAUAACAUCACAAAGCUGCACCAUGUGUGGCAAGUUGGGUAUGCUGUUAAAGGGGACCAACCCCUGUAUCAUCCAACAACUCUUGAUAAUGUGGAUAGCACAGAGACCAUAGACUUGACUUCUAGUGUUGGACACAGCACUGGACAAUACUGGGGUUUCCUUAGAUCGGUACAUGGAGUUCUAAACAUAAUUGGAUGGGGAAUACUGUUACCGAGUGGAAUCAUAAUUGCGAGGUACUUUCGAGUGUUUCCUUUUCAAUGGGAGCCAACGUGGUUUUACAUGCACAUCGCUUGCCAAUUAACUGGUUUUCUGGUCGGUACUGCUGGUUGGAUUAUUGGACUAAGCCUUGGACAUGCUUCAAGAUACUACACAUUCCACACUCAUCGAAUCUUUGGCAUUAUUAUAUUCACGUUUAGCACAAUCCAGAUGUUGGCUUUUCGCUUAAAGCCGAAGAUGACCGAUGAUUAUCGCAAAUAUUGGAAUAUGUAUCACCAUUUUCUUGGGUAUGGGCUAUUGGUCAUCAUAUUUAUAAAUAUAUUCCAAGGAAUUUCCAUUUUGAAAGGAGGAAAACAAUGGAAGUGGGCUUACAUUGGAAUUCUUGCAUUUUUUGGUGCUAUAGUGUUUGGAAUGGAGAUUUUUACUUGGGUUCGUUUCUUCAUACUCAAAGCAAAGAGAAACCGAUCAGACAAAAGUAAAUCGGGUGAAACAACCAAACAGAAGUCAAUUCGCAAAUAGCCAUGUUCCACCUCAUUUAUAUAUGAGCAUUACUCAAAUAUUGCUUGACUAUUUUGUUGUUUUUUUUUACAAUGAUAAUAUGAUUCUUUAAAUAAAAUAAUGGGAAUUUUGAAAACA